AUGGCACCAACUCCUGGCGGCGCCCUGAGGAGCAUCCUCUGUAGGCAUCUCCUCUUCUCUCUCCUGGUUCUGUGUUUCUUUUGUGAUGCUUGUAAGAAAGUCGUUCUUAAAGUCCCCUCUCAUCUUCAAGCUGACACACUUGUAGGCAGAGUUAAUCUAGAGGAGUGUCUCAAAUCGGCUGACCUCAUUCAUUCAAGUGAUCCUGACUUCAGAAUUCUGGAAGAUGGUUCAGUGUAUACAACAAAAAACAUUGGGUUGUCUUCUGAGAAAAGAACCUUUGAUAUUUUGCUCUCAGACUCUCAGAAACAGGAACAAAAAAAGAUAGAGAUUGCACUGUUAGCCCCAGAAAAGAAGAUACCUAUGAAAAGACAUGCAAAAGACAGAGCUCUUAAGAGAACCAAAAGAAGAUGGGCACCAAUUCCCUGUUCAAUAAUGGAAAAUUCGUUAGGUCCAUUUCCACAACAAAUUCAACAGAUCCAGUCUGAUUCUGCACAAAACUACACCAUCUAUUAUUCUAUAAGUGGACCUGGAGUAGACAAAGAGCCCUUCAAUUUGUUCUACAUUGAUAGAGACACAGGGGAUAUCUUUUGUACACGUGCUGUAGACCGUGAGACAUAUGAUAGUUUUCAGAUAACUGGUUAUGCAACAACACCAGAUGGUUACUCCACGGAUCUGCCACUCCCACUUCUCAUCAAAGUUGAAGAUGACAAUGAUAAUGCCCCAUGCUUUGAAGAAAUGAUUACCUUUAAUGUGAUUGAAAAUUGCAGAGUGGGUACUUCAGUGGGACGGGUGGUAGCCACGGACAAGGAUGAGCCUGAUACGCUACAUACUCGUCUGAAAUAUACCAUUUUGAAGCAGAUUCCAGAAAGCCCAAAGCAUUUUGCAAUCCAUCCAGAUACAGGUGUAAUCACUACCAUAUUGUCACCUGACAGAGAGGCAUGUCCUACAUAUACGUUGCAUGUGGAAGCACGAGAUAUGGCUGGCCAGAGUUUUGGUUUAUCAAGUACAACAGUACUGACUAUUGACAUUAGAGAUGAAAAUGAUAAUGCUCCAAGUUUCCAAAAAACUUCUUAUGUGACAGAGGUGGAAGAAAACAGAAUCAAUGUAGAAAUUCUGCGUAUGGAAAUAGAGGACAAGGAUUUACCCAACACUCCUCACACAAGAGCUAAAUACAUUAUUCUAAAGGGAAAUGAAAAUGGACAAUUCCAGAUCACUACUGACCCUAAUACAAAUGCAGGCAUCUUAUGUGUCGUCAAGCCACUGGAUUAUGAAGCUGCUCGCCAAGUUAUUCUACAAGUUGGCGUAGUUAAUGAAGCUGAGUUCUCUAAAGGAACAAACUCCAGAGGCAUUACAACUUGCACAACUUCUGUCAUUGUCAAUGUCAAAGAUAGUGAUGAAGGACCUGAAUGCCAGCCUCCUGUAACUGUUAUAGCAUCUGAAGAUGGCAUAGCGGCUGGGAAAGAAAUUCGUGGAUACACUGCACGGGAUCCAGAAACCCUCAGUAGUCAAGGUUUGAGGUAUCAGAAGCUAAAAGAUGAAGAUAAUUGGUUUCAAAUUGAUGAAAGAACAGGGAACUUGGUAACCACUAAAGUCCUGGAUAGAGAGUCAGCAUUUGUAAAAAAUGACCAAUACAAUAUCACAGUGCUUGCAAUAGAUAAUGUUGGCAGAUCGUGCACUGGAACAUUGGUAGUACGUCUGGAAGAUAAAAAUGAUAAUCCACCAAUAAUUCAGAAAGAAGUGACAAUUUGCCGUCAUGGGGAUGAAGGUGGCACAAUAGAAGCUGUGGAUCAUGAUGGACCAGCAAAUGGUCCACCUUUUCAAUUUAUGUUGGAUAAUCAGUCUAGUAAACUUUGGACAAUACAAAAAAAAUCUGAUACAUCUGUAACAAUUCAUCCAAAGGAAGGUCUCCAAAGCAAUUAUUAUUCAGUGCCCAUUAAAGUACAAGAUCGGCAUGGCGUUGGUCAAGUAUCUCAUUUACUAGUCAGAUUGUGUGAUUGUACUUUACCAAGUGAUUGUAAGAUGAUUCCUGGUAAUCCGAGAGAUAUAUUGCCUUCAAAUAUACAACUUGGAAAAUGGGCUAUCCUUGCAAUGGUGCUGGGCUCUGCGCUGCUACUGUGUGUCCUGUUUACAUGUUUCUGUGUUACCACUAAGAAAACAGUACAAAAAUGCUUUCCAGAAGAUAUAGCUCAACAGAAUUUAAUUGUGUCAAACACUGAAGCCCCAGGAGAAGAAGUGACGGAGGCAAGUAUUAGACUCCCUACACAGACUACGAACAUUUGUGAGCCCAUUAUCUGUACUGGGACACUUGGUGGACAGGGAACCAAAACUGGUGGACAACAAAGUUUUGAAAUGGUAAAAGGUUACACCUUGGAAUCAACCAAAAGUGGAGGACAUCAGACAUUGGAAUCAUGCAAAGGAUCAGGACAGGGACUGGUAGAUACUGGAAGAUAUGCAUAUACUGAUUGGCAUAGUUUUACACAACCUCGCCUUGGUGAAAAGGUGUAUCACUGUGGACAGGAUGAAGAGCAUAAGUAUUCUAAAGACUAUGUCCUUUCAUAUAACUAUGAAGGAAAAGGAUCUCUAGCUGGCUCUGUAGGCUGUUGCAGUGAUCGGCAGGACGAAGAGGGACUUGAGUUUUUAGAUCAUCUGGAACCCAAAUUUAGGACAUUAGCAAAGACAUGCAUGAAAAAAUAA
Trichosurus vulpecula (common brushtail) is the source of this 2694-nucleotide messenger RNA. RefSeq names its product desmocollin 1 (gene DSC1). The transcript is spliced from 16 exons. Gene Ontology annotation, molecular function: calcium ion binding. The coding region runs from base 1 to 2694 and encodes 897 amino acids. Gene Ontology annotation, cellular component: plasma membrane; desmosome. The record is from RefSeq and is a predicted model, not a curated record. NCBI's taxonomy places the organism in Eukaryota, Metazoa, Chordata, Mammalia, Diprotodontia, Phalangeridae. Gene Ontology annotation, biological process: homophilic cell-cell adhesion.